Molecule: messenger RNA, 461 nt
Organism: Sphaeroforma arctica JP610
Lineage: Eukaryota; Ichthyosporea; Ichthyophonida
Exons: 1
Source: RefSeq, a predicted model, not a curated record
GAUAACUGAAGCGAUAUAGAGUGAAUCCGAACGACUUAUACGCGCUUCUUUUCGAGCAUCAUAAUAUAUAUAUACAUACACAUAUACAUUAGUUAAGAUAUCACCAGCAUGCCAUCCUCAGAACCAGCAAGCACACCUGCGGCUACCACUAUAGCUGUGCCUCUAGUUGACGAAAAGGAUAUUUCUAGGAAACAUAGAGAGAAUGUGAACUUCAAAAUAGGGGUGUUGAAGGCACAGACAGGUGUAAACCCCACCAUCAAGCGAUGUAAUGCGGCGGUAAGAGGUAAACAAAAGCCGAAGAACAAGAAGGCAAGUAGAGUGGCAAAAUUGGAACUUAAACAACUCUUGGAAUUGAAACGGGCACAAUUGGAACAUCACGACACAAAGGUUAUGACGAGCAUACUGAAGAAGGGGGUGAGGUUUGAGAUCCAGAAACUCAGCAAAAAGAAACGAACGGCAAU